CCAGGGACACACCUGCUGGCCUGGGAGGAGCUGAGACAGGUGGACUCUCCUUAACUUCACUGAGGAAGAGAGACGGACGCUACAGGAGACAAGAAGGGGUGAGAGGACAAGGAGAGAGGAGAGGAGUUGGAAGAUACACAGUCAGACUCAGAUUACACUGACGGGCCUGAACAAGUGUCCCAACAUGUCGAAGAACAAGGAAUACAGCUCUGUAAAGAUCAACAAGUUCCAGGCCCAGGACCUGGCCAUGCUGAUCGCUCGCAUGCAGAAGAACGCAGACCGAGUGGAGAAGAACAUCCUGAGAGCGGAGGAGCUGAUGCUCGAGGACACUGAGCGUGAGAGGAAGAACCAGCAGCUGAUCCAUCAGAAGAUCACCGCCGAGAACCUGACGGAGGCCGAGGGGCUGCUGAAGGACCUCUUCAUGGACGUGGACAAAGCCAAGAGGCUGCAGCACCCUCAGGCUCAUGAGAUAGACAAAGACGUGAACAACCUCCACGUCCGCUGGGCCAAAGACUGCGCCACCUACAGGGAACUGUACGAACAGGUGCAGGACCUGGAACUGGCACCCAAGAUCCGCUGGAGUUCUCUGCUGGAUGACAAACUGAAACAGUUAGACACGGAGGCGUACGGCCCUAAACUGUCUGAUGUAGAGAAGCAGAUUGCCGCUCACAACAUUCUGCACCAGGAGAUCGAGGCGUACAACGCUCAGCUGCAGCCCGGCUCCACCACCUCACAGGAGCAAUACGCCGCCGUCAAGGACAAAUAUGCAAAGCUUUUAGAAAAGUCCCAGCAGAGGCGAAGCUCUCUGGCCUCCCUGUACGAGUACAUGCAGGGCUGCAGUAAGGAGCUGGUCUACCUGUCUGGUCAGCAGGAGAGGAUCCUGCAGAGAGACUGGAGCGACCGCAUGGUCGACCCCCCGAGUGUCCGCAUGGAGUAUGAGAAAUUUAAAAACAAUGGCCUGCUCGCACAUGAAAGUGAGAUCAACCAGCUGCAGGAUGAAGGAGAUCGUCUGGUUCAAAGGAAUCAUCCUGGCACGCCAACGAUAAAGACACACAGAGACUCAGUGCAGAACGAGUGGCAGGCCUUUCUCAACCUGUGCCUCGCACAAGAAACACACCUGGACAACAUUGAAGAUUAUAAGAAGUUCCAGCUCGAUGCCGAGACUCUGUCUGAGUCACUGGAGAGACUCAAUUCCACCCUGGACCCAAAGUCCACGGCCAACAAAAGCAACCAUGAAAUCCUGUUUGCCCUGGAGGGAGAUGAACCAGCUGUGAAGAGGAAUGAGCAGCGCCUGGCCUUCCUCAAGGAGAGCAGCGGCAGCAUCAUGCCCCUGAAGCUACGACGCCAGAAGCCCAGCAAAGCCACCACUGCCGUGGCGCUGUGUGACUGGGCCGACGAGGAGGACACAGUGAAGCGCGGUGAGAAGCUCACUCUGAGGUCCAACGCCGACAAUAAGGACUGGGAGCUUCAGACCAGCACGGGGAAAGUCAAAACCCUUCCAGGGGCUUGUUUCGUGAUCCCACCUCCUGACACUGAGGCAGUGGAGAAAGUGAACAGCCUGGACAGAGAACUGAGCAGCCUGAAGAGCCGUAGAUCUGCUUUAAUGACCUCUUUGAGGAACCCCACAGUGGAGGUGGUUCGUCCUCAGAGUGCAGCUACAGUGAGAAGUGCUCCAGAAGAUCCCAGAGCAGCAGAGCUCGCUAAUGAUUUAGACAACAUCAAUAGAUCCCUGGACAGGGUUCAGAAAGAGAUCCUGAGCCGGGCCAGAGCUCCCAUUGACAGCCGCAGCCCCACACAGGACCUGGCAAACAGACUUCAAGAGCAAGAGAAAUCUGCUCUGAGUGCUCGGAGGCUGGAAGCUGAGAAGGCAAGAGUCCAGAGAGAGAUGGAGCCGAUUGUGUCCAAGACUCCUCUGGGACCCAUCGCCUCGACCCUGCCCCUGAAACUCAAUACUGCCAAUAACAAGCUUGAUGACAUUGACGCACUCAUUGCUCUUUAUGAUAAAAAAGCUACAGCCGCCAUGUUCCUGGAGAAACAAAUGUACAACGUGGACGGCUUUGUCUCUGGGUUUGAGGACCAGCUUUCGAAGGACGGCGUCGUUCUUGAUCAGCCUAACGUCCUCCAGAGUCGCAAUCAGCGUCUGCAGGAUAUUUACAAGAAUGUCGCUUCAAAGAAGAGCGAGUUGAUCAAGUUGGGCAAAGACUUGGACCUGACGAAGCAGGCCUGCAGUUCCAUGCAGCAGAGUUUCAAUGAAUACUGUCCUGACAUCUACCGUCAGGAGACUGAGGUGAAACAUCUGAAGAACCGUUUCUCAAAUGUCAACAAUCAGCUCCAAGAUAGAUCUACUCUCCUACAGGAGGCAAACAAUAAAAACCAAGAUUUCCAGAAUGCUUGCCAGUCACUGGAUUUCUUCUUGGUCAAUUUGCCCAAUAAUACAAUCAAACCCACAGAUGAUGUGGCUCAGAUCACAGCCAAGCAGAACUCUCAGAGGAUAGUGGUGGAGGACAUCAAGAGAAAAUCAAAGGAUUUGGCCCGAGUCAAGGAUCUUUCAUUUGAUCUGCAGAAUGUCUUAAAUGAGUACGAGGUUAAGUCAAACACUUACCGUGGCACUCUGAAUGACGAUGACGAUGAUGACGACGAUGAUGACGACGAUGAAGAACCGGUUCUAAAGAAACGUUCAACUACAACUUUAGCUCAAGCUGUACAGAGAAAGGAGAAAGAUCUGCUCAACCUCUUCUCUGCCGUAUCUGCUGAGAACACUCAGCUUAACAACCAGUUGGGGACGACAAAGAUCAUAAUGGCCAGGAAUGAAGAGAAAGUCAGCCAGGUAGUUGUAAAUCAGCAGCUGCAGCUACAGAGCCAGCAGAGAGACCUGGAGGCAAGUGAUAGUCUGAAAAGGGAAUUAAAUGAGGAGAUUAAUAGGCGCUUACAUGCUGAAAAAGACCUGGAAACGUACCGCACAAGGUUUGUGUCUCUGAAAAACAGGAGAGGAGUGGAGAGGUUUCAAGAGAAGGAGGUGGUGCAGUACUACCGUGACCCUAAAGUGGAGUUGGAACUGGAGUCCCUAAAAAAGCGGAUCCAGGAGGAAUCAUCCAAGAGGUCAAGAACCCGUUCAGAGAUCGAAAUUUACAACGAGAAGGUUAUCAGUAUGGAAAUACAGCUCACGAAAGUUGAACCUAAACUGGUGACCAAGGUGCUGACUGAAUAUGAGAGAGACCCACAGCUGGAUAAAGAGGCAGUCAGGAUUAGAGAGGAGAUGCGUAGGAUACAAAUGGAAGUACAAACUAGAGACUCCGAAACAAUUCAUGUGAAAUCUGAGAUCACAGUUCUGUCUCAGCAGAAACCAAAAAUCAGGGAGAAGAUCGUUAAGAAGGAAGUUGUGAGGCUUGAAAAGGACCCAGAGAUGCUCAAGGGUGUUUUCAUAAUCCAAGGUGAUAUUGCGGAGGAAGAGUCCCGGUGCAAGUCCCUGAAUGAUACCGUUUUUAGCACAAGGAGCCAGAUAAACACACUAGAAAGAGUAAUUCCCACCAUUCAGCCCAAGAUAGUCACCAAGGUGGUGAAGCAAGUCCAGCAAGACCCUGAUUCAGUCGAAGAAUUCAAAAAAUUACGAAUGGCCUUAGAAGAGGAGAAAGAUGAGAAUGUGAUACUGAUGAAGGAGUUAACCACCCUUAACUUACGUUACAGUGAAGUGGAGAGGUUCAAGCAAAAAGUUGAGGUCAAAGAGAUCAUCAAUGAGAUCUACAGGAUUGACCCGGAAACAGAACUUGAGCUGGUACGUCUCAAGAAACAGCUGCAGGACUGUAGCCGAAACCGAACUAACAUGGAAAAAGAAAUCAACACAGUCACGACAACUGUGACCACUUUACGAGCUCAGAAACCCAAAGUGGAGUACAAGGAGGUGACACAGGAAGUGAUCAAAGAAGAGAAAAGCCCAGAGGUCGUCAGGGAAUUACAAAGGCUGAGCAACCAAGUUUCCCGUCUGCAAGUCAACUAUGACACCACCCUGGAGCUGCUCUCCCACUUACGCAAGGAGAGAGAUGAGCUGAAAGCUGAAAAAUCCAAAGUGGAGACAAAACUAGUCACCAAAGAGAUCAUCAAAUAUGAGAACGAUCCUCUUGUUGAAAAAGAGGCUGACAGACUUAGGAGAAAUGUACGGGAGGAGAUCCAGCAGCGCCGCAGCUUGGAGGAGUUGCUUUUUGACCUUCAGAACCAAUACAUUGUCCUUGAGAGGCAAAAGCCAGAAGAGAAGAUCAUCAUGCAAGAGACGAUACGUCUUCAGAAAGACCCCAAGCAGAUUGUAGAGCACGAAAAGUUGAACAAGUCCCUGGAUGAUGAAGUGAAAACCCGCAGGAAGUUUGAGUUAGAGGUCAGACAGCUCAGAGCGCUGGUUCAAGAGAGAGAGAGCACUCUGGCUCAAAUGGAUGAACGUCAGAGAAAGAUUCAAGUGGAGUCAGAGCUCAGGCAGAUCAGAGCUCGCAUUCUUGAACUGGAAAAUUCUCCCGCACCUGUUGAGGAGAAGAUCAUUAUUGAGGAGGUCCUGAAAGUGGAGAGGGAUCCAAAGUUGGAAAGACUUACUGAUGGUAUUCGUGUUGAUUUGGAGACAGAGGGCAACAAUAUUAGUCGAAUAGAGAGAGAAAUCCGAAACCUGAAGGUGAAAUUGGAAAUUCUGCUAAAAGAAAAGUCAGUGGAGAAGGUUGUUUACAGAGAGGUUGUCCGUGUAGAGAAAGACCCGGCUGUGGAGGCUGAAAGGGAACGUCUAAGAGACCUAGUGUCACAGGAGAGAAACCUCAGGCGGGAUGUGGAAGACAAUGUUCAAAACAUCAACAUCAGAAUUGCACAUCUGCAUACAUCAAAGACUGUGACCACUCAGGAGGAGAAAACUCUCAUCACUAACAGAGAUGCUCUACAGAGAGAGAAAGAAGAUUUUCUCAAACAACUCAAAAUGCUGGAGUCUCAAAGACAGAACAUCACCAUCACCUUCCAGCAGCAAACCAAGCUGGUGAGUGAGAGGACCCAGAGCGCACGACAAAGGAGUCUGAAGACCUCAACUGAAAUACAACGGCUGGAGCGUGAGAUCCUAAAAGAAAAAGACAAAAUACACCAGAAAGAGGCGUACAUCAUUGAGCUGCAGAACACCCUUGAGAAGGAUGACCAUACAGAAACUCACACCAGAGAGACUAAUCUCUCCACAAAGAUCAGCAUCCUGGAUCCAGAAACUGGUAAAGACUUGUCUCCCUAUGAUGCCUACUUGCAGGGAUUGAUUGAUCGCAACCAGUAUAUUAACCUCGCAGAAUUAGAGUGUGACUGGGAGGAAAUCACUUCUACUGGCCCGGAUGGCGAUACAACAAUUCUGCAAGAUCGCAAGAGUGGGAAGCAGUACUCUGUCAAGGAUGCACUGAAGAAUGGUCGCUUGACCGAAUAUGAUUUGAGUCGCUUCAAGGACGGGAAAAUGUCGAUUUCUGAGUUUGCCCUCCUUGUCGCAGGGGAAACCAGAAAGCCCAUUGUUCCUCCGAUAAUAAUCCCAAAAUCACCAACCAAACCUGCCCCACUCUCUCCCUUCAACUCUAUGUCAACCUCGAGGAGGUCUUCCUCCUACACGAACCUCAGUGGCAGCAUGAGCAACUUAGCCACUCCAAUGUCCCCAGUCUCUCCCACUGCAGGUGACGAACAUUUUCCAAUCUCCGGUGUUUAUGACACCACCACAGAAAGUCGCAUGUCUGUUAGAAGCGCCCUCACCCGCAAACUCAUUGAUGCUGACACAGCUCUUAAGUUACUUGAGGCACAAGCAGCCUCUGGUGGUAUUGUCGAUAUUAACAAAAAGGACAAACUGUCCGUCCAUAAGGCAGCUGAACAUGGCCUUAUUGACCAUGGUAACAUGUAUAAACUUCUGAAUGCCCAGAAAGCCUUUACUGGAGUUGAAGACCCUGUGACUAAAGAGCGUCUUGCCGUCGGACAGGCAGCACAAAAAGGAUACAUUCCCCAGGAAAACGCUAUAAGGUAUCUGGAGGCACAGUAUCUGACUGGUGGGUUGGUGGAUCCCAGGAAAGCAGGUCGCCUUACUGUCCAAGAAGCUCUCGCUAGUGAUAUAAUUGAUAGCACGACAGCUGGUCAACUGGAAAAAGAGGCGUCUCACACGAAAGAGCUGGUGGACCCCGUUUCCAAGGAGAAAAUAUCAUACAAGGAGGCAAUGGAUCGCUGUAAGAGAGACAUCAGCACAGGUCUCCUGCUGCUUCCAGUGGCCUCCACAGAUUCUGCUAAUGCUCCAUCAUACUCCAACUAUCGAUUUAGCUCGUCUUACAAAUCUAAACCUUAGAUUUGCGGUUUAGGUGCAAUGUUUUUACUACAGGUGCUAGAGAGAGACAGAAUGCCUAGAAAUGUACAUGUAAAGAAAUGAAGGAUAAAACAAUAGGGUCAUACACCUAGACUUCUUUGAAAACACUGGAAAAAUUAUACAUUUUUGGUGGAAAUCACAUUGAUGUGUGUGGUUUUUUUCUGUGGGUAAUGUUUAUGUUUUACGUGGUACAGUAUAUUGUUUUUCAGCAUUCUCAAACUACAGUAAAGUGUUCAUAAGUGCUUAAUUAAACUCCACAAACUUCA
Solea solea (common sole) is the source of this 6597-nucleotide messenger RNA. It is a transcript of the gene evplb, whose product is annotated as envoplakin b. The coding region runs from base 185 to 6313 and encodes 2042 amino acids. The transcript is spliced from 22 exons. NCBI's taxonomy places the organism in Eukaryota, Metazoa, Chordata, Actinopteri, Pleuronectiformes, Soleidae. Gene Ontology annotation, cellular component: membrane; intermediate filament; cytoplasm. Gene Ontology annotation, biological process: wound healing; intermediate filament cytoskeleton organization. Gene Ontology annotation, molecular function: structural molecule activity; cadherin binding. The record is from RefSeq and is a predicted model, not a curated record.